Messenger RNA from Triticum urartu, 1527 nucleotides. RefSeq lists its product as uncharacterized. NCBI's taxonomy places the organism in Eukaryota, Viridiplantae, Streptophyta, Magnoliopsida, Poales, Poaceae. The record is from RefSeq and is a predicted model, not a curated record. Gene Ontology annotation, biological process: regulation of DNA-templated transcription. Gene Ontology annotation, molecular function: protein dimerization activity; DNA-binding transcription factor activity.
ACCACUCAUGGGCUCUCUCUCCCUCUCUCUCUCUCUCUCUCGUGUAGCUAGCUCAUAGGGACACACUUUGGAGAUUGGAGGCCGGAGGGGAGAGCUCAGCUCAGCUCGUCCCAUCGUCGAUCUCCGUCUAGCUACCUCUACUUACUCCAUCUAGCUCGCUUGCUUCUUGGUUGCUGGGCAUGGACAAUAUGACCCACAACUCGAGCAGCAGCAGCUCCUGGGACUUAGACAUGAGCCUCGGUAGCCACCACCAUCCUCUGCUCUUCGACCACCCGACCCCAACUCCGCCGGCGCCACCGCCACCGCCAUUAUCCUUCCACCUCCACCCUCCUCCUCCUCCACCCCCUCAUCAACACCAUCAGCAGCACCAGCAGCACCAGCUAGCCAUAGAUCCCUCCCCUUCUUCCUCCCUCUUCCCUCCUCCACCUCACCACCACCCCCAUCAUCUCCACCACCUCGACUUGGCCGUCGACCCCCACCGACAUCACCAUGACUACCAACGUGACCAGCACCCGGACGAGAUGCAGCAGCGGCCGCCGCCCGCGAUGGAGGAGGGCUCGCAGCAGCUUCAUCACCAGGACGCGGUUGACGAGGCGGAGGAGGAGCUGGGUGCGAUGAAGGAGAUGAUGUACCGGAUCGCCGCCAUGCAGCCGGUGGACAUCGACCCGGCCACCAUCAAAAAGCCGCGCCGCCGCAACGUCCGCAUCAGCGAGGACCCGCAGAGCGUCGCUGCCCGUCACCGCCGCGAGCGGAUCAGCGAGCGCAUCCGCAUCCUCCAGCGCCUCGUGCCUGGGGGCACCAAGAUGGACACGGCAUCGAUGCUCGACGAGGCCAUCAGAUACAUCAAGUUCCUCAAGCGCCAGGUCCAAGACCUCCAACACCAGCCUGCGCCGCCGCAACAACAGCACUAUCCCGGCGGAGGCGGCAGCGGCGGCGCUGGUCCGAGCAGUACCGCCGCCGUGGCCGGGCGGCCGGCUUUCUUGCCGCUGAGCGCCGGAUCCCUGAUCGACUGGGCCGGGCUGACGAGGCAGGUGGAUAUCCACGGGCCAACGUCGUCGUCUUCCUCGUCGUCGAUGGGCGGCGCGCUAGGUUUCGGAUUCAGCACGGGCGGUCAAAGCAGCCACGGAAUGCACUGAGAAGCUAAAGAAGAGCGAGCGAGCGAGCGAGCUGUCCCAUAUAGGCGAUGGAUGGAUUAACUAGGGAUGGAUGAAUCGAUGAGAUGACUAGAGAGAGGUAAUUUUGAUUUAAUUUCCUCCUAACGCUUCUUCUUCUUCUUCUUCUUCUUCUUCUUCUUCUUCUUCUUCUUCUUCUUCUUCUUCUUCUUCUUCUUCUUCUUCUUCUCCUUCUCCUUGCGAGUUUGUGUACUGGAUGUUUUCUAUGAUGAAAUUAAGUACAAUUUAUCAAUAAGAUUAGCUAGGGUUUGCUCCAAUUAGCCGGUUGACCAUGUGAUCUAUCUAGCUUCAUGCUUAAUUUUGUACUGCUUCAACUUGUCUCAUUUGCUAAGAAUUUCUUGCUGGGAGCCUGGUA